Salvelinus fontinalis (brook trout) is the source of this 12351-nucleotide messenger RNA. It is a transcript of the gene corin, whose product is annotated as corin, serine peptidase. Gene Ontology annotation, biological process: proteolysis; acrosome reaction. Gene Ontology annotation, molecular function: serine-type endopeptidase activity; protein binding. The transcript has 22 exons. The coding region runs from base 120 to 3269 and encodes 1049 amino acids. Gene Ontology annotation, cellular component: membrane. The record is from RefSeq and is a predicted model, not a curated record. NCBI's taxonomy places the organism in Eukaryota, Metazoa, Chordata, Actinopteri, Salmoniformes, Salmonidae.
CUGCCUGGAGUCUUUCCCCUGGAGUCUCCCAGAGCAGCACUAGGCUACCAGAGAUUUACCGUCUACCGUACGGGACAGAGAUGAGUGUGUGAGGUGAGGGUAAAGAGGGAGGCAGCAUCAUGUUAUCGUCUGGAGACUGCACGGUCCCUCACGUCACAUUCAGCGGCACUGGGGUUGCUGAUGAGGACACGACCAGGGGUCGGUCCUCGGGUGAAGUGUGUCCUCAGAAGAUGACCUCGUCAAAGAACUAUAUUCGUCUUCUCCUCCUCAUCCUCGUCCCUGUUAUCAGCCUGCUAACCUGUCUACUGCUGGUUCUCCUUGCCUUCUCAGGAAUCUUUGGGAAUGUUUUCUUUUUGGGAGUAGAGUCAGGAGAGUCGGACUCCCUCUUCGGUACGGCGUUCCCUCUCUCCACGGACACCGCUAUCGGGACCUCUCCCGUUAACCCUAAUGUGACCGGACCUGCCGGCACCGUGACCGCGACCUCAGACCCAUCUGGAACUCAUUAUAAUCCACACACGGACAAUACUACUGUCACACACUCCUCCUCCUCCUCUUCUUCAUCCUCUUCAUACGUCUCUUCCACAACUCCUCCCACCAUGGUUCACACAGACCCUCGUGAUUGGGUGACCUCUAUGACAUCACUGGGCACCUCCUGGCCAAUCAGCACCACCCACGAUCCUUUGAGUCCCGCCUCCAACCAGGCCAGACGUGUAGUCCUACCCUGCCAGUCUUUCUGUGAGUCAGCCAGAAAGGGCUGUGAACCAGUCCUCCAGCUGUUCAACGCAUCAUGGCCUGACUUCCUGCGAUGUUCCCAGUUCACCAACAACACUUCCGGGUUGCCAGGGUUGUCGUCCAUGGCAAUGCACUCCGAGUCAGGGGUCAGCCCAGGUACAAGGGUUAACGCCACACUCCUCAGCCUCACCUCCAUCCCUUCCAGCUGCUACUCUCCCAGACAGGUCAAAGGCCAACCAUCUGUCUGUGGAGGACACGACCACUUCCUGUGUGUGACUGGACUAUGUGUCCCCAGGAAACUUGUUUGUAACGGAUAUAACGACUGUGAUGACUGGAGCGAUGAGGCAGAAUGUGUGUGUGGAGAAGAGCAGUUUAGGUGUGGGACGGGACGCUGUGUGUCUCCCUCUAUGGUGUGUGAUGGAUACGAUGACUGUGGAGAUCUCAGCGAUGAGCACAGCUGUGUGUGUGACCCAGUUAGCGAGCACCGCUGUGAGGAUGGGAGAUGUGUUACCAGGGACUGGGUGUGUGAUGGAGAUCAUGACUGUAUGGACAAGAGUGACGAACUGAACUGCUCCUGUAAGUCCCAGGGUCUGUUGGAAUGUAGGAAUGGUCAGUGUGUUCCCAGUGCCUUCAGAUGUGACGGAGAAGAUGACUGCAAGGACGGCAGUGACGAGGAAAACUGUACUCAGAUUGGGGGUGCGUGUGCUCCCGGCCAGCCCAGCUGUUCCUCUACUCCCAGCACGUGUGAUGCCCGUAACAACUGCAGUCAUUGUGAGCCCAUUACUCUAGAGCUGUGUAUGAACUUGCCCUACAACAGUACCACCUACCCUAACUACCUUGGCCACGCGACCCAGAGCGAGAGCUCUGUCUCCUGGGAGUCUUCUCUGUUCCCAGCCCUGGUUCAGACCAACUGUUAUAAAUACCUCAUGUUCUUCGCCUGUACCAUGUUGGUCCCCAAGUGUGACUCACACACACACCAGAGGGUGCCCCCCUGCAGGUCAUUGUGUCGGAGCUCGAAGGAGCGCUGUGAGUCUGUGCUGGGUAUUGUGGGUCUUCAGUGGCCGGAGGACACAGACUGUAACCAGUUCCCUGAAGACGGACGCAACGUCACCUGUCUGCUACCUGACCUGGAUGUUGAUGAGUGUUCUCCCAGUCACUUCAAAUGUCGGUCAGGGAGGUGUGUCCUGUCCUCUAAGCGCUGUGAUGGACACAUGGACUGUGACGAUGACAGUGACGAAGACAACUGUGGUUGUGUAGAGCGGGGUCUGUGGGAGUGCCCAGGUACCAGGCUGUGUAUUAAACACUCUAUGAUCUGUGACGGCUUCCCAGACUGCCCUCUGCUGAAAGAUGAGAACAACUGCUCUGUAUGCAAGGACAACGAGCUCGCCUGUAACAACCACCAGUGUGUUCACCGGACUCUGUGGUGUGACGGGACAAAACACUGUUCGGACAGCUCUGAUGAGUGGGACUGUGUCUCUCUGUCUGAGGGGUCGAUCGUGACCGUCUCCAGGACAGCAGUAGAUUACCAUGUCUGUGGUGAUGACUGGACGACGGACCUCAGUCAACUGACCUGCUCUCAGCUCGGCCUAGGAGUCCCAGCAUCAGUAACUCUGGUUCCAGACCCUCCCAGUGUUCCAGGGAGGAGGAGGUGGCUUCAUGUUCACCCCAACUGGAGACAGAGGAACGGCUCAGCUCUACAGGGCCUACUGGAGAAGAGAGGGCAUGCCUGUUACUCCAGGAAGAGAGUGUCUCUACACUGCACCAAAGAAGACUGUGGCCUGCGCCCAGCAGUGCGUCUGUAUAAGCGUAUCCUGGGGGGCAGGGUGUCCAGGCCAGGGAGGUGGCCUUGGCAGUGUUCUCUCCAGUCAGAUCCAAGUGGACAUAUCUGUGGGUGCGUCCUCAUUGGGAAGAAAUGGGCCCUUACUGUCGCUCACUGCUUUGAAGGACGUGAGAGUGCCGACCUAUGGAAGGUUGUCUUGGGCAUCAACAACCUGGACCACCCCUCCCCCUACCUGCAGACUACAGGUGUAGAGUCCAUCAUUGUUCACCCUCGCUAUAACCGGGCCGUGGUCGACUACGACAUCAGCGUGGUUGAGCUGGACAGGGAGGUGGAGGUUACCAGUUACGUUCGACCGGUGUGUCUUCCCGGUAACGGACAGUUACCACAACCUGACACCUACUGUUAUAUUACAGGAUGGGGUCACAUGGGGAACAGGAUGCCCUUCAAGCUCCAGGAGGGAGAGGUAAGGAUCAUCAGUCUGUCUCAGUGUCAGAGUUACUUUGAUAUGAAGACCAUCACCACCAGGAUGCUUUGUGCUGGAUACGAGGCUGGCACCGUGGACUCCUGCAUGGGUGACAGUGGGGGGCCUCUGGUGUGUGAGGAGCCUAGUGGUGGGAGCUGGACCCUGUAUGGCCUGACGUCCUGGGGUAGUGUGUGUUUCUCCAAAGUCCUGGGGCCUGGGGUCUACUCUAAUGUUACACACUUCACACCCUGGAUACACCGACAGAUCUACCUUCACACCUUCCAUCUACACUGAUACAGACAGACCUUCACACCUUCCAUCUACACUAAUACAGACAGACCUCCACACCUUCCAUCUACACUGAUACAGACAGACCUCCACACCUUCCAUCUACACUAAUACAGACAGACCUCCUCACCUUCCAUCUACACUGAUACAGACAGACCUCCACACCUUCCAUCUACACUAAUACAGACAGACCUCCACACCUUCCAUCUACACUAAUACAGACAGACAUCCACACCUUCCAUCUACACUAAUACAGACCUCCUCACCUUCCAUCUACACUAAUACAGACAGACCUCCUCACCUUCCAUCUACACUAAUACAGACCUCCACACCUUCCAUCUACACUGAUACAGACAGACCUCCUCACCUUCCAUCUACACUCAUACAGACAGACCUCCUCACCUUCCAUCUACACUAAUACAGAGAGCCCUCCACACCUUCCAUCUACACUAAUACAGACAGACCUCCUCACCUUCCAUCUACACUGAUACAGACAGACCUCCACACCUUCCAUCUACACUAAUACAGACAGACAUCCACACCUUCCAUCUACACUAAUACAGACCUCCACACCUUCCAUCUACACUAAUACAGACAGACAUCCACACCUUCCAUCUACACUAAUACAGACCUCCACACCUUCCAUCUACACUAAUACAGACCUCCACACCUUCCAUCUACACUGAUACAGACCUCCUCACCUUCCAUCUACACUAAUACAGACAGACCUCCACACCUUCCAUCUACACUAAUACAGACAGACAUCCACACCUUCCAUCUACACUAAUACAGACCUCCACCUACACUAAUACAGACCUCCACACCUUCCAUCUACACUGAUACAAACCUCCUCACCUUCCAUCUACACUAAUACAGACAGACCUCCACACCUUCCAUCUACACUGAUACAGACCUCCUCACCUUCCAUCUACACUAAUACAGACAGACCUCUACACCUUCCAUCUAAACUAAUACAGACAGACAUACACACCUUCCAUCUACACUAAUACAGACCUCCACACCUUCCAUCUACACUGAUACAGACCUCCUCACCUUCCAUCUACACUAAUACAGACAGACCUCCACACCUUCCAUCUACACUGAUACAGACCUCCUCACCUUCCAUCUACACUAAUACAGACAGACCUCCACACCUUCCAUCUACACUAAUACAGACAGACCUUCACACCUUCCAUCUACACUAAUACAGACCUCCACACCUUCCAUCUACACUAAUACAGACCUCCACACCUUCCAUCUACACUGAUACAGACCUCCUCACCUUCCAUCACACUAAUAUAGACAGACCUCCACACCUUCCAUCUACACUAAUACAGACAGACCUUCACACCUUCCAUCUACACUGAUACAGACAGACCUCCACACCUUCCAUCUACACUAAUACAGACAGACAUCCACACCUUCCAUCUACACUAAUACAGACAGACAUCCACACCUUCCAUCUACACUGAUAGACAGACCUCCACACCUUCCAUCUACACUGAUACAGACAGACAUCCACACCUUCCAUCUACACUGAUAGACAGACCUCCUCACCUUCCAUCUACACUGAUACAAACAGACAGACCUCCUCACCUUCCAUCUACAUUAAUACAGACAGACCUCCACACCUUCCAUCUACACUAAUACAGACAGACAUCCACACCUUCCAUCUACACUGAUAGACAGACCUCCACACCUUCCAUCUACACUGAUACAGACAGACCUCCACACCUUCCAUCUACACUGAUAGACAGACCUCCACACCUUCCAUCUACACUGAUACAGACAGACCUCCACACCUUCCAUCUACACUAAUACAGACAGUCCUCCACACCUUCCAUCUACACUAAUACAGACAGACCUCCACACCUUCCAUCUACACUAAUACAGACCUUCACACCUUCCAUCUACACUAAUACAGACCUUCACACCUUCCAUCUACACUAAUACAGACAGACCUCCACACCUUCCAUCUACACUAAUACAGACAGACCUCCACACCUUCCAUCUACACUAAUACAGACAGACCUCCACACCUUUCAUCUACCCUAAUACAGACAGAUCUCCACACCUUCCAUCUACACUAAUACCUACAGACCUCCACACCUUCCAUCUACACUAAUACAGACAGCCCUCCACACCUUCCAUCUACACUAAUACAGAGAGCCCUCCACACCUUCCAUCUACACUAAUACAGACAGACAUCCACACCUUCCAUCUACACUGAUACAGACAGACCUCCACACCUUCCAUCUACACUAAUACAGACAGACCUCCACACCUUCCAUCUACACUAAUACAGACAGACCUCCACACCUUCCAUCUACACUAAUACAGACAGACCUCCACACCUUCCAUCUACACUAAUACAGACCUCACCUUCCAUCUACACUAAUACAGAGAGCCCUCCACACCUUCCAUCUACACUAAUACAGACAGACCUCCUCACCUUCCAUCUACACUGAUACAGACAGACCUCCACACCUUCCAUCUACACAGAUAGACAGACCUCCACACCUUCCAUCUACACUAAUACAGACAGACCUCCACACCUUCCAUCUACACUGAUACAGACAGACCUCCACACCUUCCAUCUACACUGAUAGACAGACCUCCACACCUUCCAUCUACACUGAUACAGACAGACCUCCACACCUUCCAUCUACACUGAUAGACAGACCUCCACACCUUCCAUCUACACUAAUACAGACAGACAUCCACACCUUCCAUCUACACUGAUAGACAGACCUCCACACCUUCCAUCUACACUGAUACAGACAGACCUCCACACCUUCCAUCUACACUGAUAGACAGACCUCCACACCUUCCAUCUACACUGAUACAGACAGACCUCCACACCUUCCAUCUACACUAAUACAGACAGACCUCCACACCUUCCAUCUACACUAAUACAGACAUACCUCCACACCUUCCAUCUACACUAAUACAGACAGACCUCCACACCUUCCAUCUACACUAAUACAGACAGAUCUCCACACCUUCCAUCUACACUAAUACCUACAGACCUCCACACCUUCCAUCUACACUAAUACAGACAGACCUCCACACCUUCCAUCUACACUAAUACAGAGAGCCCUCCACACCUUCCAUCUACACUAAUACAGACAGACAUCCACACCUUCCAUCUACACUAAUACAGACAGACCUCCACACCUUCCAUCUACACUAAUACAGACAGACCUCCACACCUUCCAUCUACACUAAUACAGACAGACCUCCACACCUUCCAUCUACACUAAUACAGACAGACCUCCACACCUUCCAUCUACACUAAUACAGACCUCACCUUCCAUCUACACUAAUACAGAGAGCCCUCCACACCUUCCAUCUACACUAAUACAGACAGACCUCCUCACCUUCCAUCUACACUGAUACAGACAGACCUCCACACCUUCCAUCUACACAGAUAGACAGACCUCCACACCUUCCAUCUACACUAAUACAGACAGACCUCCACACCUUCCAUCUACACUAAUACAGACAGACCUCCACACCUUCCAUCUACACUAAUACAGACAGACCUCCACACCUUCCAUCUACACUAAUACAGAGAGCCCUCCACACCUUCCAUCUACACUAAUACAAAGAGCCCUCCACACCUUCCAUCUACACUAAUACAGAGAGACCUCCACACCUUCCAUCUACACUAAUACAGAGAGACCUCCACACCUUCCAUCUACACUGAUAUAGACAGACCUCCACACCUUCCAUCUACACUAAUACAGACAGACCUCCACACAUUCCAUCUACACUAAUACAGACAGACAUCCACACCUUCCAUCUACACUAAUACAGACAGACCUCCACACCUUCCAUCUACACUGAUACAGACAGACCUCCACACCUUCCAUCUACACUAAUACAGACAGACAUCCACACCUUCCAUCUACACUAAUACAGACAGACCUCCACACCUUCCAUCUACACUAAUACAGACAGACCUCCACACCUUCCAUCUACACUAAUACAGAGAGCCCUCCACACCUUCCAUCUACACUAAUACAGACAGACCUCCACACCUUCCAUCUACACUCAUACAGACAGACCUCCACACCUUCCAUCUACACUAAUACAGACCUCCUCACCUUCCAUCUACACUAAUACAGACAGACCUCCACACCUUCCAUCUACACUAAUACAGACAGAUCUCCACACCUUCCAUCUACACUAAUACAGACAGACCUCCACACCUUCCAUCUACACUAAUACAGACAGACCUCCACACCUUCCAUCUACACUAAUACAGAGAGCCCUCCACACCUUCCAUCUACACUAAUACAGACAGACAUCCACACCUUCCAUCUACACUAAUACAGACAGACCUCCACACCUUCCAUCUACACUAAUACAGACAGACCUCCACACCUUCCAUCUACACUGAUACAGACAGACCUCCUCACCUUCCAUCUACACUACUACAGACAGACCUCCACACCUUCCAUCUACACUAAUACAGACAGACCUCCACACCUUCCAUCUACACUAAUACAGACAGACCUCCACACCUUCCAUCUACACUAAUACAGACCUCACCUUCCAUCUACACUAAUACAGAGAGCCCUCCACACCUUCCAUCUACACUAAUACAGACAGACCUCCUCACCUUCCAUCUACACUGAUACAGACAGACCUCCACACCUUCCAUCUACACAGAUAGACAGACGUCCACACCUUCCAUCUACACUAAUACAGACAGACCUCCACACCUUCCAUCUACACUAAUACAGACAGACCUCCACACCUUCCAUCUACACUAAUACAGAGAGCCCUCCACACCUUCCAUCUACACUAAUACAGAGAGACCUCCACACCUUCCAUCUACACUAAUACAGAGAGACCUCCACACCUUCCAUCUACACUAAUACAGACAGACCUCCACACCUUCCAUCUACACUAAUACAGACAGACCUCCACACCUUCCAUCUACACUAAUACAGACCUCACCUUCCAUCUACACUAAUACAGAGAGCCCUCCACACCUUCCAUCUACACUAAUACAGACAGACCUCCUCACCUUCCAUCUACACUGAUACAGACAGACCUCCACACCUUCCAUCUACACAGAUAGACAGACCUCCACACCUUCCAUCUACACUAAUACAGACAGACCUCCACACCUUCCAUCUACACUAAUACAGACAGACCUCCACACCUUCCAUCUACACUAAUACAGACAGACCUCCACACCUUCCAUCUACACUAAUACAGAGAGCCCUCCACACCUUCCAUCUACACUAAUACAAAGAGCCCUCCACACCUUCCAUCUACACUAAUACAGAGAGACCUCCACACCUUCCAUCUACACUAAUACAGAGAGACCUCCACACCUUCCAUCUACACUGAUAUAGACAGACCUCCACACCUUCCAUCUACACUAAUACAGACAGACCUCCACACAUUCCAUCUACACUAAUACAGACAGACAUCCACACCUUCCAUCUACACUAAUACAGACAGACCUCCACACCUUCCAUCUACACUGAUACAGACAGACCUCCACACCUUCCAUCUACACUAAUACAGACAGACAUCCACACCUUCCAUCUACACUAAUACAGACAGACCUCCACACCUUCCAUCUACACUAAUACAGACAGACCUCCACACCUUCCAUCUACACUAAUACAGAGAGCCCUCCACACCUUCCAUCUACACUAAUACAGACAGACCUCCACACCUUCCAUCUACACUCAUACAGACAGACCUCCACACCUUCCAUCUACACUAAUACAGACCUCCUCACCUUCCAUCUACACUAAUACAGACAGACCUCCACACCUUCCAUCUACACUAAUACAGACAGAUCUCCACACCUUCCAUCUACACUAAUACAGACAGACCUCCACACCUUCCAUCUACACUAAUACAGACAGACCUCCACACCUUCCAUCUACACUAAUACAGAGAGCCCUCCACACCUUCCAUCUACACUAAUACAGACAGACAUCCACACCUUCCAUCUACACUAAUACAGACAGACCUCCACACCUUCCAUCUACACUAAUACAGACAGACCUCCACACCUUCCAUCUACACUGAUACAGACAGACCUCCUCACCUUCCAUCUACACUACUACAGACAGACCUCCACACCUUCCAUCUACACUAAUACAGACAGACCUCCACACCUUCCAUCUACACUAAUACAGACAGACCUCCACACCUUCCAUCUACACUAAUACAGACCUCACCUUCCAUCUACACUAAUACAGAGAGCCCUCCACACCUUCCAUCUACACUAAUACAGACAGACCUCCUCACCUUCCAUCUACACUGAUACAGACAGACCUCCACACCUUCCAUCUACACAGAUAGACAGACGUCCACACCUUCCAUCUACACUAAUACAGACAGACCUCCACACCUUCCAUCUACACUAAUACAGACAGACCUCCACACCUUCCAUCUACACUAAUACAGAGAGCCCUCCACACCUUCCAUCUACACUAAUACAGAGAGACCUCCACACCUUCCAUCUACACUAAUACAGAGAGACCUCCACACCUUCCAUCUACACUGAUAUAGACAGACCUCCACACCUUCCAUCUACACUAAUACAGACAGACCUCCACACCUUCCAUCUACACUAAUACAGACAGACAUCCACACCUUCCAUCUACACUAAUACAGACAGACCUCCACACCUUCCAUCUACACUGAUACAGACAGACCUCCACACCUUCCAUCUACACUAAUACAGACAGACAUCCACACCUUCCAUCUACACUAAUACAGACAGACCUCCACACCUUCCAUCUACACUAAUACAGACAGACCUCCACACCUUCCAUCUACACUAAUACAGAGAGCCCUCCACACCUUCCAUCUACACUAAUACAGACAGACCUCCACACCUUCCAUCUACACUCAUACAGACAGAUCUCCACACCUUCCAUCUACACUAAUACAGACCUCCUCACCUUCCAUCUACACUAAUACAGACAGACCUCCACACCUUCCAUCUACACUAAUACAGACAGACCUCUACACCUUCCAUCUACACUAAUACAGACAGACCUCCACACCUUCCAUCUACACUAAUACAGACCUCCUCACCUUCCAUCUACACUAAUACAGACAGAUCUCCACACCUUCCAUCUACACUGAGAGACAGACCUCCACACCUUCCAUCUACACUGAUACAGACAGACCUCCACACCUUCCAUCUACACUAAUACAGACAGACCUCCACACCUUCCAUCUACACUAAUACAGACAGACCUCCACACCUUCCAUCUACACUAAUACAGACAGACCUCCACACCUUCCAUCUACACUGAGAGACAGACCUCCACACCUUCCAUCUACACUGAUACAGACAGACCUCCACACCUUCCAUCUACACUAAUACAGACAGACCUCCACACCUUCCAUCUACACUAAUACAGACAGACCUCCACACCUUCCAUCUACACAGAUAGACAGACCUCCACACCUUCCAUCUACACUGAUAGACAGAUAGACAGUUUUUCCCUUGUAAUGCCAGUCACUCAAUUAGCUAUGUCAGGUAAAGCAAAUGUAGAUUGGUAAAUUAGUCUAGCGGCUUGCUAUCUACACUGGUAGUUAGCAUGGUGGGUGGAUGGGUUUGGACGUGAGUAUGCAGACCCACAAGCCACAGGGGCCCCUCGUGACGAGUUCCAGUGCUUUGUGUCCCCACCCCCACCCCGUGACAGAAACGCUGAGAGAAAGAAGACAACGGGUGGAGAAGAAGAACAAAAAAACCCGGAGCAAUGUAAAACCAACCAGAGACGUUUGGUGAUGUCACUUCCUCUUCCUGUGGUCCCCCAACAUUCCAAACAGGAAGUGAAGUGUAUUUUGGGAGGAGACUGUUGGAUGUGAUGACGUCAUCAUUGCCACUCUGUCUUAGAUGUUUUUACACACAACACACGUGUUACACACACUUUACAUGACACACAGCCUCUCUCCCUCAACACGUGUGUGUGCUUAUGUAUGUGCUUAACGUGUGUGUGUGUUCGUUCAGAUGUAAUAUAAUGAUACGCCUUCUGUACAUUUGGCCACAGUGGGGCGCUGUUGUAACAGCUAUGGCCCUGCUGUUUAAAUACAAGCUGUGUGUGUGUGUGUGUGUGUGUGUGUGUGUGUGUGUGUGUGUGUGUGUGUGUGUGUGUGUGUGUGUGUGUGUGUGUGUGUGUGUGUGUGUGUGUGUGUGUGUGUGUGUGUGUUUAUGCUUUCAAGGUCUGUAUGAUACAUUCCAGGUGUUUGUAAUUUUCUAAGAGUAUUUUUCUACUGCUUUUUGUAUGUGGUGUGUGUGUGUGUAUGGGGUGUGUGUGUGUGUGUAUGUGGGACGUGUGUAUUUGUGUGUGUGUGUGUGUGCCUGUGUGUGUGAGCACGUUUUAGUCCCUAAAGUGACAGGGACUUUCUGGCCUCUUCCCUGUCACUACACAGUGAUAAUGUUUACUAUAGGACAUAUGUACUGUCCAUGGAUAAUGCUGUAGAUAUAUAUAUAUAUAUGAUAGAUAAUGUUUAAAGCCGUCUGACAUACUCGUGUCUGUGUGUAAAAGUAGGGCUUCGUCCCCAAUGGAACCCUAUUCCCUAUAUAGUGCACUACUUGAUAAAUAAUGGCACCCUAUUCCCUAUAUAGUGCACUACUUGAUAAAUAAUGACACCCUAUUCCCUAUAUAGUGCACUACUUGAUAAAUAAUGGCACCCUAUUCCCUAUAUAGUGCACUACUUGAUAAAUAAUGACACCCUAUUCUCUAUAUAGUGCACUACUUGAUAAAUAAUGGAACCCUAUUCCCUAUAUAGUGCACUACUUGAUAAAUAAUGACACCCUAUUCCCUAUAUAGUGCACUACUUGAUAAAUAAUGACACCCUAUUCCCUAUAUAACCCUUAGUAAUGACACCCUAUUCCCUAUAUAAUCCUUAGUAAUGACACCCUAUUCCCUAUAUAACCCUUAGUAAUGACACCCUAUUCCCUAUAUAAUCCUUAGUAAUGACACCCUAUGUAAUGCAGUAGUCCACUUUAGGGAAUAGGGUACAUAUGGGACCGGCCCCAUAUAUAUGGCUUCAUAUCCUGUCUCACUAUUAAACACUGGAGAACAAUACA